AUGGUGUUUUCGGUCCACCUGCUCCUUCUCAACCUACACAAGGAUGGGGUAGUCCUAACAAACGCGGUUCUAGACAGGGUAUACCUUCUUCUUCAUUAUCCUUAUCCUGAUCCUACAUACCUCCCCCUCGGUGUCACCCCCUCUCCACCACCACCACCUCAUCAAUUCAUCCCUCCAAAUUCUGUUCCCAAUCUCGCCGCUUUCACCCACAUGCCAACUUAUGGUUCUCAAUCCGUACCAGCCAUGAGAGACUGGAGAUCUUUCCCGGCCAACAUGCCAAUACCAGAAGACGACACGAUUCCCACUGCUAUAGUCAUAAAGAACAUACCUUUUGCAGUCACCAAAGAAACUCUUGAACAGGUCAUCAAAUCCCUCGGUGCUCCACUACCUUACGCUUUCAAUUAUCAUCUCGACAAUGGUGUCUUUCGAGGAUUAGCUUUUGCCAAUUUUCGCGCUUAUGAAGAAGCGGCCGCUGUGGUUGCUGCACUCAAUGGAUAUGAUGUUCAUGGACGAAAAUUACGUGUUGAAUAUAAAAAAGUACUUCAACCAGGAGAAAAGGAUAAGAUAGAAAGGGAGAAAGCAUUGAAAAGAAUGAGAAGUAUACAUUUCGAAAAAGAACUUCCCCCUCCUAUUUCUGUCAGUCGUGCCAAUGGUUUCAGUAACGGUUUAUUAUCUACCGAUUCUCCUCCUCAAUCAGCAUCUUCAGCAACAUCCGAUUCUCUUCCUGUUACUUUAGACUUUAACGAUCCUAUCACACUCGAUAUCCAUACACGUAUAGCCGUUUUCAAGGAAGAUCGUAUGCGUGACGAAUUAGCUUUCUCUCGUAAUUUAUCCCCGACCGAAAGACGCAUCGUCCAUCUUGUCGCUCAGAAAUUAGGAGUCACAACAAUUACAAAAGCUGAUGGUGAUAUAAAAUACGUUGUCGUUACACGUGAACAACCUCGGCCAUCUUUUACGACAUCGACUUCUGCUACUGUUUCAACAGCAUACCUAUCACCAUAUGGUGCAAUCCCCGAUCAACUCUCCCCUUCAUUGAGGAUGAAAAAAUCCAUGCCUGAUCUUAGAGGUUUCAACGGACCAGUGGUGGCUCGUGAUCCGGCCAGAUCAUUGACACCACAACGUUCAUCCGGUAAUCUUCGUGAUGGUUCAAGGGAAUACGUUUCCAUGGGUGCCGCUCACGGUCGUAGAGCGAAUGGUACAAGUGGAGGCAGUGGAUCUUUCAACAGUCUAUUUGGAAAUAGUCUCGAUAUUCCUCCUGUACCUCCUUUGCCUUCCGGUCUGGGUUUACAAAGAAACAGCAUGCCAUCGAUGCACGGGGCUAUGUACGCUUCUUCCGUUUCGACAAAUGGGACUGGAGAAAGUGAAGUGACCAAUGCUCCUUUGAGAAAUCCUAGAGGACCAGCGGGAGAUGCCAGGGGAUUUCAAACAUUACGUCCUUCGGCAAGUGGGAUACUUCGUGGUGGAUUGAGUGGAAGGGUGAGCGAGGAAGAAGAGGAGAUUGAGAGGGCGAGAACUAGGGAAAGUUUGGAUAUUUGA
This is a messenger RNA of Tremella mesenterica DSM 1558, 1536 nucleotides long. RefSeq lists its product as uncharacterized. Bases 1 to 1536 code for a protein of 511 amino acids. The transcript has 2 exons. Gene Ontology annotation, cellular component: cytoplasm; nucleus. NCBI's taxonomy places the organism in Eukaryota, Fungi, Basidiomycota, Tremellomycetes, Tremellales, Tremellaceae. The record is from RefSeq and is a predicted model, not a curated record. Gene Ontology annotation, molecular function: mRNA binding.